AUGGGUUCAAUUGGUUUGGCAGAGAAGCCUCAUGCAGUUUGCAUACCAUUCCCAGCACAAGGCCACAUAAACCCAAUGCUCAAAGUAGCCAAGCUCCUCCACUACAAGGGCUUCCACAUAACCUUUGUGAACACAGAGUUCAACCACAAACGCCUUCUUAAAUCCAGAGGCCCCAACUCUCUCGAUGGCCUUCCUUCCUUUCGAUUCGAAAACAUUCCGGAUGGCCUGCCUCCGACAAAUGCUAGUGUCACCCAAGACAUACCAUCUCUGUGUUACUCCACCAGGAGACACUGCUUGCCUCACUUCAGAGAGCUUUUGUCUAAGCUCAACUCUUCCCCCGCUUCUCCUCCUGUGAGUUGCAUAGUUUCUGAUGGUGCCAUGAGCUUCACUCUUGAUGCAGCAGAGGAAUUAGGGAUUCCAGAAGUGCUUUUCUGGACAACAAGUGCUUGUGGCUUCAUGUCCUACGUUCAGUACCAUCGUCUCAUUGAAAAGGGUCUCACUCCUCUUAAAGAUGCCAGUUAUUUGACAAACGGAUACUUGGAGACUGUGAUCGAUUGGAUACCAGGCAUGAAAGAUAUCCGAUUGAGGGACAUCCCAAGCUUCAUAAGAACCACAGACCCAAACGACCCCAUAUUGGAUUUUAUCCUGCACGAAACAACACGAGCUAGAAAAGCCUCAGCUAUCAUUUUGAACACAUUUUAUGACUUAGAACAUGAAGUCAUAGAUGCACUUUCAACUUUGCUUUCACAUAUUCACUGCAUUGGACCUCUCCAUUUGCUACUCAACCAGAUACCAGCAGACAACGAGUUGAAGUCAAUCGGGUCAAAUCUGUGGACUGAGGAACCAGAGUGUCUUGAAUGGCUCGACACGAAAGAACCUAACUCUGUGGUUUAUGUCAAUUUCGGAAGCAUCACGGUCAUGACAUCUGAGCAGCUGAUUGAGUUUGCUUGGGGGCUUGCAAACAGCACGCAUACAUUUUUGUGGGUUAUUAGGCCUGACCUUGUAGGUGGAGAAUCAGCUGUAGUUCCGAAAGAGUUUGUGGAUGAGACGAAAGAAAGGAGCCUAUUGGCGAAUUGGUGCCCUCAAGAACAAGUCCUGAGCCACCCGGCCAUAGGAGGGUUCUUGACGCAUAGUGGAUGGAACUCUACGCUUGAAAGUGUGUGUGGUGGAGUGCCCAUGAUCUGCUGGCCCUUCUUUGCAGAGCAGCAGACCAAUUGUAGGUUUAGUUGCAGAGAAUGGGGGAUAGGGUUGGAGAUAGACCCUGAUGUGAAAAGAGAUUAUGUGGAGGGGCUUGUGAGGAAGUUGAUGGAGGGAGAGGAAGGCAAGGAGAUGAGGAAGAAAACCUUGGAGUGGAAGAAGUUGGCAAAGGAGGCCACUACUGGUCCUAGUGGGUUGUCUUUUGUGGAUUUUGAGAAAGUGGUCAACCAGGUGAUUCUAGCGCAGAGGAAGUAG
Messenger RNA from Prunus armeniaca (apricot), 1452 nucleotides. The record is from the annotation of a GenBank genome assembly. NCBI's taxonomy places the organism in Eukaryota, Viridiplantae, Streptophyta, Magnoliopsida, Rosales, Rosaceae.